ACACAACAAACGCUUUCCCAUUUUUCGCACACUAUUAACAUCAAUUAGUUACUUUAAUAAACAUUCGUUUCAUUCACAGAUUCGACCGCCAAUACGACCUAUUCGGCGGCAAAUACGACGUGGACCCACAAGAGCCCGCGGAAGGCCAAUCUCUGUUCCGUAGCCGCUACAACAGCGUAGAAGAGGAAUUGGCCAACACUCCCUACGCGUUCGCUACAGAGCGAAUGCGUUUAAACAAUUUAGACGUGACGAUACAAUCGCGGGGGUUAGACGCUUCGCCGUCAAAAGACUUGGAAGACGACCGUUUCUUCAACAGAAGCUACGACGAUCUAUUCGGGCCGCAGUUAGACUCAGCGUUUACUGUAACACAGUUGAUCCAUGCGCAGGAUCGAUAUUUUGAUUUGUCGUCGCGACAGGGCAGUUUAGACUCGCCUGCUGUGAACAGUUUGAGUUUGGAAGUGAGUGCGCGCAAGGAGCAACCGAGAGAUGGCGCUUUUAAGGUGCUCUCGAAGGAUGCGGCUGUGAAACCGGCGCAGGCGCAGCCUUCACCACCGGCCAGUUUACCUGUGGUGUCGACAGCCAAGAAGAAGAAGGAGUCCUCAUUCGCGAUACUAGCAGAGACGCCUGCCGCCUCUCGCCCCACCAGCCCUAGGUCCCUGCCAGUCGAGAUUAGAUCAGACAGGCGGUCACCGUUCAAAGGUCGCGGCUUCAGAGAGGAGACAUCCCGACACAAUACGCCGCGAACAUCUGCAGCUAACUCACGUGCCAGCUCACCUCCCCGGAGAAGAACUCACUCCUUAUCAAAAAUUGACAAAAUGGCUCAAGCAGCUGCCCUCCCGAUGCCAAUUCACAAUCUAAGUAGACCCCACUCCCCAAGAAACUUUGUCAAAGAAAACAUAGAAGAGGUGAGAGAGCUCAGCGAGCUGAACAGAGAAAAGCACGAGGCUGAAGCAGAAAGAAAAAGGAAAGAAGAAGAAGAAGCUUUGUUAAAAGAAAUGGGUUUGUUAGACAAGAAUGCAAAAAGUGACGCCAUCAGAAGUGUGGUAGGCUCAAGAACGACAUCAAGGAGUAAUUCACCAACCAAAACUAAAUCGAACAACUACAGAUCUAGGUCUAAUUCACCUGCCGCAAUAUUACAUUACCAAAAUAUACCUGCGGGUAGUAAGGAGUUCAUUAAUGUCGAUGAUGAAGUUAAGAAGCCUGUCACACACAAAUCUCGAGUGAGAGCUGUUUCGAAAUCGGUGCCUCAAUCCAAUGAAGGAUCCCCAAAACAUUCAAAGAUUCCUAAACGCCAAAAUUCAGUUUCACCUGUUAGAAUAGGUAAUAGAAGAGAAAAUUCAAUUUCGAGAAGACCUGUAGAAAAUGGCUUAAAAAAUCAGAGAUUCAUGUCCAAUAGUACAAGUAGUAUACAUGAAACUAUCAGAGUCGGUAGUCAAGUGCAUGACAAAAGAAACAUGAGUAAAAGUACACAGUUUCUGGAUAUAUCUCCAACACUUAUCAAAGGAAAACCUCCAAUCUCACCUGGAAAGGGCGGCCCACCUCCUUCAAAUAAAGCAAUUAACUCUAAACGACUGUCACCUAUAGUUGGUACACCUAAUAAAAGUCCUAUCGAAGAUUUGAAGCCUAGCUCAGCCAAAAGACCUACCAAUCCUUCACCUGCUGCUAGAAAGCCAGUAAAGACUGCUGGUAAUACCCCUGCUACAUCUAGAUUGAAUUCUAGACAGCCUAGCAGAACUGUCAGUAGAGAUUCGAGUCCUGAGAAACGUAAAACUAUAGCCAAGCCUUCUCUUUCUUCUAAAACUACAAAACCCACCACUACACCUAACAAACCAGUAUCUAGAACACCUAGUACAAAAGUUCCGCCAAAAACUGUAAAUAUUAAUAAAACUGAACAAAAACCUCCGAUCAAUCGUACCAACAGUAUGAAAAGUUUACCAAGAACUCCGAGCACUAAAAACUUGUACGAGAAACCACCAUUAGUGAAGAAAAGCAGUAAAAAAGAUUUAACAGAAAAAGCUAAAUCUACUAGCAAAAUUAAUGAAGUUGGAGCAAAAAAAAAUAUAACUAAGGAAGAAAGGCAACCCCAAAAGUCGGGAAAAGAUAAAACUAAAGAGCAAAAAGAAGAUAAAAGUAAAAUUGAGUCAAAAGCAAGUGUAGACUCUGGAACAGACACAGAAGAAGUCAUCAAACAGGACAAUCAAACUCAAUACGAUAAAAUCACUAAUGAAAAAGGUGAAUUAGUAAUAUUAACGAAAAAGAAUAUUGUUUCAAUGACAACAGCUGCUAUUACCUCUCAACCAUUAGAAGUAGUUACAACAGUCACGAACCAACUACCAGCUGCCUUAGAAAAAGCAAGAGAAAAAGGUAUGUUUGAAAGACUAAGUUCAAAAGAAUCUUUAAUACCUAAAGAUGAAGACAAAGACAAAGAUACAACACCUGAACCUGAUUCUCCUGAUACAGUAAAAAGUGAAGCUAAAAAAACGAUAGAAGUGAAAGCUGAUGUUGAAGAAAUAAAGAAACCAGAGGAAGAAGAAAAGAAGCCACCUAAAGUUGAAGACAAAAAACCCGCUUCUAGGCCAAAAGAGAUCAGUUCAAUAUUUAUUGAAGAUAACAUAAAACUAAGACCUUUACAACCACCAUACAAUAAUCCUCAAGUGGAGAGAGUGAAACAAAAAAUAGACGAAGUUUUAAAAUCACCAGAAGUUUCCACCGAGAACAUACUCGCUCCAGCAGUGAAAGCGGAAAAAGAAAUGAAAAGCACAUUUAAAAACAUAGCGAACAAAACGAAGACUGACGUAAAAGAAUCGAAGGACCAAGCCGCUAAGAAGUUGUCUGAACUGAAAGACCAAAUGGUUAAGCAGAACGAGAAAUUGGAGGCUGAAAUGCGGCAUGAGGCUGCUAAGAUUGUGGAUAGUAUAAUAACACCUGUUGAAGAGCCUAAAAAGUUGGAAGAAAAGUUAAAAGAAGAAGCUAAGAAAGAGGUUGAAUCGAUCGUGUUACUUGUUAAAGAGAAGACCAAUGGACCUGCCGUUAUUACGGAGAAGAUAACAGAAACGUUGGUUAAAGGUGAACCGGAUCUGGAAGUGCAAAGCUCCAAUGUUUCUACUCCAGGCGAUAAAAUAAAGACUUUGAUGAAGGUUGCAGAGGCGAACGAUUCUGAUAAAUCAGCACACAGCAACGGCGGUUUCCCCCAAAGCACGAGUACGACACCAAAACCACCAGCCAGGACUAGGAAACAGUCUAAAGAUGAGAAACCUAUGGAAGCUUCACCACCAGCGCAGACCGAUGAGCAAGACGAACAGAAGAAGCCAAACAUUUGCUCAAGGCUCAUGGGCAAAUGCAGGCAGUGCUGUCCGUGUUGCGGCAAGGCGGAAGAUGAUGAGAGAAUGGUGGAAGAAGGGAAGGCAAGAAGUUGGAACUGCUUCAAAAAGAAGCAGACGGAAGUCGCUUCUCAGGUCGAGAGAGCUGCGGGGAAAGCGGCGACGAUCGAAUAUGAGAACGAAACACAUCGUAAACGCACAAUGCGCGAGCUGCUAUGCGGGUGUUGCAAGCGUCAGAGAAGAGUCAGCGACGCGUCAGCGCUGGCGACGCGUGACGUCACGCCGAUGGCCGCCGCCGCACCCGGCGCAGUUAACGAGACCAGUUGCUGCGGCGGCAGGAAAGCUGUGCAGAGGAGGGACAGUAUAUUGAGCGACAGGCCGCCGGGAGGAUGCUGCAGCCGCAUGAGCACGUGGGCGCGCGGCGUGUGCCGGCGGCGCGCGGAGCCGGCGUCGAGCCGCCGCACCAGCGUCUUCAGCAAGAACAAGAGCAUGUCGCCGACGCUGCCACCGGAGGACACCCGUAAAAAGCUGGACUCAUCGCUGGUGGAGCAUACGAGCUUAAUGAAAGGUGCUAUCCCGGUGCUGCCCAUAGUGCUGGCAUAUUUCUGUCUGCUGUGCAACAUAGUGUUUCCUGGACUAGGAACGGUACUGAGCGGCUUGUUCUGCGUAUGCUUCGGAAUACCACGGUUCGGUGUACACGACGGAGCCAAACACAGGAUAGGCUCGCUGGUGAUCAACCUGGUGGUGGGGUGCGGGCAGCUGUUCACGGUGCUGUUCUGCCUCGUGGGGUGGGGCUGGUCCGUGUGGUGGGGCGUCAUCAUGCUAAGGAUAUCGCGUAAAUACCGCAAACUGAAAGCAGAGGAAGCUGCGGCCGAGGCAGAAGCGGCACCGCCCGUCACCGCCAACAACCACACGCGCGCGUAACGACGGAAACAAUGCUGCCAACAUGAUUAAUCGAAACAAAUCCAUCUUUGAAGACCUGUAAACGAACAAAUUUGUUUGACAAAAGAGAAUGCCCGAUAUCCUCCCAAGUAUUGUAACAUUUUGGACCCUAUUGCAAAUGAAAGGUCUUUUAAAAUACUAAUUUUAUUUGAAUGGCAGUAAUUUUCUGUCUCGUGCAAGUAAAAAGAUAUAAGCAGAGCUAAAGGGCAAGGUUUCUUUUUCAAAUGUUAUUAACUAAAAUCACCAAUUAGUUCUCUGUAAAGUAACAAAAUUCCUUGCACAAAAUAUUAAGUAAAUACCUUAAAAUAUGAUUCAAAACAAUUAAUACAAAAUUUCUGUACUAGUCAUAAAUUGUUACAAGGUUGAAACGGCACUCAUAGUAAAAUGAGCAUUCUCCUUUACGUGUUUUUCAAACAAAUUUUAUCGUUUAAGGCUUUGUUUGAUGCGUUUGACAAAGAAAUUACUUCGUGAAACGUGAAGUUUGUCAAAAACAUAUUUGAUCGUUUAUAGGGCUCUUUACAGACAGCAACAGGUCAAGUCACCCGUAACUGACAAAUUCCAAAUUAAUUUGAGCUGUUACUGUGAAAAUUGUGAUUGGCUGUAUGUAGAUACAAUGUCUUGUAACAUGUGCAAGACGAUUCUGUAAAAUAAAAUCACACUUCCGAGUUCGAUAGCUCUGAAGAAUUUUUUUUUACUAGAAAAAAUUCCACUAGCGACACAUAUUAGGCGGGAUUCGAAACUACACCUUUAGCUAUUCUACAGAGACCUUUAUAGAGUUAAUUCAAAUAAAAAUGCAUAAUGCAUUAGGUCGUCACACCGCAAAAUAAGCAACUGUUAAAUCAACCAGCUAAAGAUAUUCAUCGUUUGUCAAAAAUUCGAAUUAAAUAAGUCGGAAGUAAGAUUACAUGUUACAGAAUCGACAUGGUGAUCGAGACAUGGAAGGGAUAAAUUUUACCACGUCGAUGGUUACAAUUCGAUAUUGAAAGAGGCCUUACUUUAUAGGAAUAAGAACAGUAUUCUUAAACGAAUGUAAACUGCAAGGCGAGCCUUGAUUGUACAAUAAGAGAAGUACAAUUGAAUCAAAGUAAAAUUGUAAAAGUAUUAAAUUAAGAAAUCCUUGUAUAGGUAUUGAAAAUAGAAUUAAAUCGGCAAAGUAAAUAAACAAUAUCAAAUAUUCAUUUGAUAUUUAAAAUGUGUAAAAAACGAUUUCUGUAAAUAAUAUUGAUAAGAUUUUUGAAUUACCCACGGUGCAUAUAUUAUUAGAAAUUAUACUUUCGACGAGCGAAAAAAACUUGUAAAUUGUUAGCAAUCUGCUGGUCAGAAUGUAGAUUUGAAUAAUAAUGUAAUCCCCAAUGGUGAAUUUUUCUAAUUAUCACUUCCAUUUGAAGUUUUCCGGCCUUUUGUACGGCCUUUUUGUAGUUCGUAAGUAAAUGAAUAGUGGUUCUCCCACAGAGAGGCGUAGACAUGAAAAUUCCCUUUCAUGAGGAGCAAUGGUGCAAUUUGUAUAACUGAUAAAUUUACAUAGGUUCCUACCUAUUUUAUUCACAGAUAAAUAAUAAAAUUAAGUUUAAAAUUAUCUUAACUAAAAUUUAUGUCUAAUUUCAAAGGAGUUAUGAAGUACGUACAUUUUUUUUUAUUUUCACAUUGCAAUUAAAUAUUCGAUAAAAAUGAUACGACGUUUUUCUCUGCAUGACUGUGGGAAGCCACUUCGAUAACGAUGUAUAUUUGAGCCCCAAGUGCUUUAGUACUACUUAAUUCUAAAUUAUACAAGAUAGAAGACUUGUGACGUGAAAAUUCGAAAAAAAUCACUUAAAAUUAGAAUUUCGAAAAUUAUUAAGCAUAAGAAGAAAUUUAGGAUAAGGAUUGUAAUUUAUUUAUGGCUGCCUUAAUAUUACACUGACAAAAAAAUAUGUCAAAAUAAUUGUAAAAACAUUACAUAAAAAAUAUUUAAUACUUGUAAGAAUGUUAAUUUAUAAUUUUGACAGUCUUCUAUCUUGAGAUGAAUUUU
This is a messenger RNA of Chilo suppressalis (striped riceborer), 6270 nucleotides long. The record is from the annotation of a GenBank genome assembly. Lineage: Eukaryota; Metazoa; Arthropoda; Insecta; Lepidoptera; Crambidae.